Molecule: messenger RNA, 6002 nt
Organism: Petromyzon marinus (sea lamprey)
Lineage: Eukaryota; Metazoa; Chordata; Hyperoartia; Petromyzontiformes; Petromyzontidae
Product: rab11 family-interacting protein 1-like
Biological process (GO): regulated exocytosis
Cellular component (GO): intracellular membrane-bounded organelle
Molecular function (GO): small GTPase binding
Source: RefSeq, a predicted model, not a curated record
CUCCCACCCCCAUUCCUUAAGUCGGCAGCGCAUGUCAAGACACACACACACAUGCUUACGGCAGCCGGACAAACACAGCAUUGUGUGUGGGACGGUAGCAAAGUAGCGGACGGACACACACACGCUGACACACCACACACACACGCUGACACACCACACACACACGCUGACACACCACACACACACACACUGACACACCACACACACACACACGCGCACACCACCCAGUGUGUGAAUGCACGCGUGUGUGCGCGCGUGUUGCGCGCAAUAGGCAGAUGCUAUCGUCAACGUGCGAACACGGCGGCUCGGAGAGACAGCAAGAAGCAGCAGCAGCAGCAGCACGGGCAGAGAUGAAGGCGACAGUGUGAUUCUUCUAAAGAUACAGGGUGCAGCGAUCAACAACUCCGUGUCUCCAUCCGUGCUCGCGCUCUCGUCGAUGCUGAGUUUUGAAGAACGAACUCGCGUUUGCUUUGUAACUGUAAUUCUUGUGUUUUUUUUUUUUAAAAACCUCCGAAAUAUUUCCUGUCCGUCUUGGGCUUCUCCUCGGGCUAGGACGGAGGUCGGUCGGAACGCGUCUUGAAGCGGAGAGGAAUUUGGACAAGCGAGAGAGCAAAGGAAGAUCUGGAAGACUGCGAAGGGAGGAUGAUCGUUCGGAUUGAAGUUGGUGUUUGUUAGUCGCGGACAGAGCCUCCUCUCUCUCUGUCUCUUCCUGGGGUGCAUUGUUGUUUUUAAUUACACGAGCGAAAUAUUAUUAUAGAGGAGUGAAUAAAAAAGGGGCAGGGUUUAAAGAGGAAGACAGUUCGAGGCGUAGUAACGGAUUGCCACAAAUAUAUACCAAGGCUGUAUUUUAAUGUAGAUUAUUUCGGUCGAAGGCAGAAAGGCAACAGCAGAGAUAAGAAAGUGGCUUCAUAUUUACUGUUUUGUCUUACACAGCACAUUAACACAGCGUGCCUAACACAGUGGUUAUACAACAUCACCACUUAUUACUGAAGAGUAUACAUCAGUCGUGCACUGCGGUUAUUCGAAGAGGCUUGUUACUAUAUUUGAAAUCAGGUAAGAAGACCCUAUUGAAAAUAUAUGACAAUAGGUUACAUAGCAUAUCAAAGGUACAUCGCUUAUUUAGGUAAAGUGCUUAUAAUACCAAGAUAAAUAGCAUAUUAAGAUAAUUAUAAUAUCAAUACACAGCAUCGUUCAGCUCCACUGUUGAGUGCUAUUGUCUAGCUACAUAGACACCGCCGGAUAGUGUUGCCAUUCAAGAAGCCAGGAGGGGAGAAGAGCAAGAGAAAAAUGUCUUCUGGAUCUCUGGAGGAGCAGGCAGCUCAGAGGUGGUGUCCCACUCACGUGCAGAUCACCGUGCUCCAGGCUCGUGGCCUGCGCUCAAAGGGCAAGAAUGGAACCAACGAUGCCUUCGCAGUCAUGGAGCUGGGCCGAGAGCGUUAUGCCACGUCCGUGCUGGAGAAGAGCUGCCAUCCCCAAUGGAAUGAGGAGUGCUCUUUCGAGUUGCCCCCAGACGCCCUGGUUGGAGACGGAGCGGCAGGAGGAGGUCACCGCCAGGAGUCGCAGAGCUGCGUGGUGGUGGUGUCCGUGAUGCACCGCUCCUUGUUGGGUCCGGACAAGUUCCUGGGGCAGGUGUCCGUGUCUAUCUCCGAACUCUACGUCGACAAGUCCAGACGCAAGCCCGAGUGGUACAAGUUACACUCGAAAGCCGGGAAGAAAGAGAAGGACCGGGGCGAGGUGCAGCUUUCGACGCAGUUCAUGAGGAACAACCUGACGGCCAGCAUGUUCGACCUGUCGACGCGUGACAAGCCCCGCUCUGCCUUCGGCAAGUUCAAGGACAAGGUGAAGGGCAAGAAGAAGGGCAGCACCUCCGACUCCUCGUCGGCCAUCGUCCCCGGCGUGCUGCGGAUCGACAGCGAAAACGAGGAGGAGGAUGUGGAGAGGGAAGAGGAGGUUAAGAAGAAGACGAAGGGCAAGAGCUUCCUGACGCUGCCGGGCAUGAAGAAAACCUCGGUGACGCACUCCUCAUCCUCGUCACUUUCCUCCUCGCACGUGUCCAUCCCGUCCACCCCUGAUCCGUUGUUGCCGCCGCUGGGACUCCCGUCCGGCCCGGGCGCUGGGGUCGGGGUGACAACCGUCAUUACUCCCCCACCUGUUGAGCUGGCUCCAGAGCAAGACAUGACUGGCAGCGUAGGUCGCAGGAGGACACAGAGUGCCGACAUAACGAUGGCCCUGCCCGUCAAGGAAGAGCGAAACCUCUUCGGGGGCCUGAAGCCGAAAUCCGAGACGGCCUCCAAGUCCUCGCUGUGCAUCAAUGGCAGCCACUUGUACGUGCCGGAAAAGGGCGCAGCCGCCACAGGUGGGCAGAGCCAGGCCCAGCCCAAACCCAACAUCGCCCUGUCACGAUCCCUGCAGAACAUCAAUAACGCGGAGGAGCAGAAGCCCUCCAUCCAGAAGACGGCUAGCGUGGGUAAGGCCGACGCCGUGGAAGCCAGAUUUUUCGGGGACAAGAAAGCUGGCAGUGACAGAGUUCUGGAGUCGACCUCGGUGCCGGAACCGGGGAAGGAUGGAAUGCACAAGGAGUCCCGGAGGUCGCUAGACCUCAGCAAAGGCGUCGGUCUGGACCUGUUUGACAAAGUGAAGGCCAAGGAAGUAGAAGAGGGGAAAAAGGAGGAUGGAAAGAAAAGUCGGCUGAAAAUCAAGUCUUUUGUGACCGGGUCCAACAAAUCUGAAAGUGCCAGUCGGAGCUCCAGUGGGCAAAACCUGGCCGAAGAGCUUGCUCAUGGGACCACGUUCGGUUUUCAUCGGGACCACAAAGACAAAGUUGUGAAAGUCAGACUGGACGUGUCUCCCGAGGUCGAAACCACAAACCUCCCACAAAGCCCUUCCAUGUCUGAUAACGCGCCCCUCGCUGCGGCAGCUGCACCCGCUGUGCCUUUCCCUCUGUGCCCCCCACUAGCACCCGUGCACUCCCCCACCUCUCCCUCCAGCCCCAUGUCCAUAAUCUUACACCUUCCCAGCACACCCCCUUCCAUUCUGUCGCAGUCUCCUCCCACGCCCGCGUCGCUGCUGUCGUUCACCGACGCUGCCGAGUUUCCCAAAUCCCCCCCUGCACCUAGGCCGGCGCCGCGGCCUUCUCCACACGCCGAGAACCGCGCCGUGAUCGCACCCGGGAGUCCCGUACGGGAAAACAAUUUGUCGAAUGCGGCGGCGGCCUUCGCUCGGGACGAUCUGGUGUCGCCACCGCCACCGCCCUCCUCACCGGAGAAGGUUUCCACCAAAUCCUCCAACCCCUUCUUUUUCCCGUCCUCUGCUAAAAACCCUUUCCUGAGCAGCCAUUCCUUUAACCCGUUCCUGGAUGUUCUGUGCGAGGGCUCGGAAGCUCAAGCGUCGCAGACAUUGACGGUAGCGAGAGAGGGUGAUGUUGCUGAACGUGCUCCCAACAAUGACGAAGCCAGGACACGUGGACUUGAGAAUGAGAAAUCUUCCGCUCACGAGAAGGACAUCCAACAUAAGGGAGGCAAAGAUUUUAUGACAGGAUCGAAGGAGGAUUCUGUGAAAUUGAGUGAUUUAGAGACUGGCAAAGUUGAUAACCUGAUCACUCAGCAUAUCUCUCCAGGUUCAUCUCAGAUGCAGGCCACAGGACCUCCACAAAGUGCCCGUCUGAGGCCAAUGCCAACAAUGGGGAGGAUUGAAAAACAGGAAAAUGUUGGGGCACCUCAGAAAGCUGAUGCUGUGGUGCUCACACAAACUGCUCGCCAAGACGAUCCUAUUCACCAAAAAACACAGAUGCAGUCAUUUUCAGAUUUAAUACUGGGCAAAGGAAAGGUUUCUUCCCCUAUAAGGUCACCGCUUUUCCUGCAGGGUGUUGAGGAGAAUGACCAACAAAGGAGUGGGACAGGCAAGUCCUGUUCUGAGGAACAGCCUACUCAAGAUGUGCCUGUACAACAGGAGAAAACUCCUGCCCAACUGGUAGACGCCACUGCAAGUACGAACAUAACGCCGAGACUUCAGCCAAAUCUCUUGGAUAAGUCAACCACUAAAAUGUACAGUGAAGUUGAGGGCGCCGACCUAGAGUCGUCGUUAAAAAUGAACUACUUGGACCAGGACGAAACCUCGUAUUAUCCUGUCAAAAGCCAGUUAUACAGGCCUCAUUUUUACAGCGCGUCUACGUUACGCUCGGACGCGGCUGACACUUCUCCGCCUUAUUUACAACUCUCGGUCGCCGAGGAGGACUUUGAGAAAGGUUCUCGCCGCACAGCCCCUUCGCAGUUUCAGCCAAAAUCGCCCGAAGAGGCUUCAACCGACACGAACCGCAGCGGUGCGCGUGGCGCAGGCUCUUCACGCACAGCGUCGGGCUUCCCCGAGCGGGGUGCAGAGUUACCGGUGAAAGACUCGGACACGCAGCCAUGCAUUUUAAACAUAGAGGUCACCACUCGGCCUGCGCAGAAGUAUAGUUCUCAACCAAGGGACAUUGCUUCCAAAAAGAAUGAAGAAGGUUCUCGGAGCGGGUCUACGCUCUCCCAGCCGUCCUCCACUCUGGCCGAGUGGUUGGAGGCCAAGCACGCGCAAGCCACGAGGAAGAGUGAGGAAUCACUGUCAGACACUACAAAAGGCAGUUCUCUUGCUGAUGAGUUGGACGUUUCGGCCCUGAAGCAGCCGAGGAAGGACGAUAACCCCAGUUCUCUGCAUGAAGGAAUGUCUGACGAUGGUUUGCCUGGUCGCACCUUCAAUACAAAGGCUACUAAUUUGGAAAGUAAGGGCUCAGGGAAGAUGGACAAUGAAGCACUUUCAGGGAAGACUCGUGUGCCUUCUGGCUUCUCUGCCUUUUCUCCCACCGACGGAGCGGGUAGCAAAACAUUUUCGCCAGACACUUUCAAGCCCAUUAAUAACUUGGAAAAAAUUGAUAAGGCCAGCUCGUCAGCAACACCCGCGGACGUCAGCAGUGAAGAGCCUCCACCGGGCGUUGCCGGUGCGACCGAAAGGGACGCGGCGUUGCAGUCGACGUCCAAAAGGCAACACAGCGUAGACACAGUGUCUCGGGUGACCUCCUCCUUCGCACCGCCCCCCUCCCCUGGCUCUGUGCCUGCGCUUGCUGAGCCCUGCACCCGCCACCCCAUCGCGCAUGACUCUGUUCCUGCCCCAUUUGGUCGUCCCGUGAUGCCCUUUACGGCGGCUCGCGAGUUUGGUCCAUCCGGUGAUGUGGGUUGGCACAGCCGAAGGGAAAAGGGCCCUCCAUCCUCCUCUUCCCCACUGGUUUCAGCCUCGGAGACACGGCCAGGCUGCUCGGAGCCGCAGGGCUGUGAUGCUGGAAUCAGCCCCCGUUCGGUGCCACCGUUGAACGCAAGUGGGAAGAAAAUGGAAGACCAUGUUAAAACCUUUCCAGCUGGACUCACAAGGACGGCGGUGUGGCGGCAAACGCCGCGGUGCUCUCGCGCCUCUCGCACCGAGCUGGUGGCGCUGGUGACUCGUCAGCAGGCGGAGCUGGCGCGGCGCGACGACACCAUCCGCAACCUGCACGAGUACAUGGACGGGCUGCUGCUGCGCAUCAUGGAGGAGACGCCGCACCUGUUGCUCGUGCCAUACCAGAGGGCCGCUACGCUCGGGCAGAAGUAAUGCCCUCGGCAUCACUUCGUGCCGGCUCGGCUCGGCCCGGACUUGGCCCCGUGUGCCUCUGUUGGUCGCUUGCCGAUGCCGGUGGUGGGGCCUUGCCAGCGCCGGUUAGUGGUGUGCGCGGGGCUUAAUUUCAGCCGAGCAUGUCCGGGUCAGCGACCCAGACAAUAUUUCCGCUCCCGGUGCACCACAUCCAGUGUACCUGUCACUACGGCUGUGGCUACUACUAGUCACGUGCAAUGUUCUCGAGUCAACCGGCAAGCCGGGAAAUAUUUGGAGAGAAAUGUAGCCCUGGGCAUGCCCGGAUGUACUGCGUGGAAAGGCGUGAUAUGAAUAUUAAAUGACGAUGAUAAUGUUUAUGAGGAGUCAGCCAUUGGGGUGGGAGGGUGGGG